AUGUUCUCUACGGCCACAUUUGAGGACCUUCGAAAGUCCUAUGUCGAUAACCUACAGCAGAUCAUCGUUACCCUUCGAGGAAGGCCCAGCGAGCUGGGUACCAUCGACAUUGCACAGUCGUUGAAAGACAUCUGGAAAGAUACCGACAAACUAAGAGAGGCCGGUCACAGGGCCGGAUCUAGGAGCAGCAGGGUAGUUCCCGCCUGCUUCGAAACCAGAUGCGACAUCGUCAAAGCCGAACUACACCAUCAGAGCAAAAUGAUUCGGGAAGGUAAGUUCCACCAUGAGUUUAUUAUUGCAGUAUUGGAAGUCUUCACGGUCCAAAUUGGACGACUGACCGUUGCCGAGGAAGAUGGGAACCAGUUUGCCAACGAAAUGGAGUCCCGAGCAGACGUGAUGGAUAGUGGGUGGAAAAUGAGUGCCCCGUUGAUCAACGAAGUCGCCGAGGCAGAGCGAAGCGCUGUGUAUGAUUGA
Molecule: messenger RNA, 474 nt
Organism: Penicillium cataractarum
Lineage: Eukaryota; Fungi; Ascomycota; Eurotiomycetes; Eurotiales; Aspergillaceae
Exons: 1
Coding region: 1-474 (157 amino acids)
Source: RefSeq, a predicted model, not a curated record